Prosopis cineraria is the source of this 1814-nucleotide messenger RNA. RefSeq names its product F-box/kelch-repeat protein At5g60570-like. The coding region runs from base 346 to 1509 and encodes 387 amino acids. Gene Ontology annotation, molecular function: protein binding. Gene Ontology annotation, cellular component: nucleus. The record is from RefSeq and is a predicted model, not a curated record. Lineage: Eukaryota; Viridiplantae; Streptophyta; Magnoliopsida; Fabales; Fabaceae. The transcript has a single exon.
CUGGAAUUUAAAGCUUUUAUGCCGAUUCAUUUCAUCCUGCACUCGUUUUUUAUUUUUUCCCCAAGAUCCUGUUUUUUCUGUAAAAUAGUAAUAUACAAAUUGGAAGAAGUCCCGUGAGGGUUUGAUUAAUAGGAUAAUCCAAGUAGAGGCUCCUAACUGAAGUUUCUCAAUUGCCGGAAAAUUUCACGUAGUUAGAAACUAGUCGCAUGAUGAUAUUGGAAUUUACUUUCUGGGCAUAGGCCGCAUGGUAGAAAACUGUGGCGUAAUAGGAUCUUGGGAUACUGCUGUCGAAGCUUGCUUUUAAUCUGCCAUGGUUUUCUUGGGAUGAACUAGAGAUCUUUUGGUAUGACAAGGGAAAUAUGUUUGUCUUGUUCUAUGCAGGAAGAUGAAGAGAAGGUGAAAAAGAUUCUGAAAAUGAAUUCAAGGGAAGGAGUGAAUGAUGGUCGAACUAGAAUUGAACCAAAUGAUUCUCUUCUCCCUGGUCUUAUUGAUGAUGUUGCCCUCAAUUGUCUUGCGUGGGUUAGCAGAUCGGAUUAUGCUUCGCUAUCUUGUAUAAAUAAAAGAUACAAUAAGCUGAUUAAAAGUGGGUAUUUAUAUGGGUUGAGGAAACAGUUGGGACUUGUUGAGCAUUGGGUUUAUUUGGUGUGUGAUCCAAGGGGAUGGGAAGCAUUUGACACCGUGAAAAAGAAAUGGAUGGCAUUGCCUAAGAUACCGUGUGAUGAAUGCUUCAACCAUGCAGACAAGGAGUCCUUGGCUGUGGGCAGUGAACUGUUGGUAUUUGGUCGGGAAUUGUUGGAUUUUGCUAUUUGGAAGUAUAGCUUGAUUUUUCAUGGUUGGGUUAAGUGUCAGGGGAUGAAUCGGCCGCGCUGUUUGUUUGGAUCUGGUAGUCUUGGCUCAAUUGCCAUUGUUGCAGGUGGAAGUGAUAAAAAUGGAAAUGUUCUAAAAUCAGUUGAGCUGUAUGACUCUUUGUCAGGUGGAUGGGAACAGUUACCAAGCAUGCACACACCACGUAGAUUGUGCUCUGGUUUUUUCAUGGAUGGCAAAUUCUAUGUGAUCGGUGGAAUGUCAAGUCCUACGGUUUCGUUGACCUGUGGAGAGGAGUAUAAUCUUGAGACGAGAAGUUGGCGGAAAAUAGAGGAUAUGUAUCCAUUUGUUAAUGGGGCUGCUCAGGCACCCCCACUUGUGGCAGUUGUGGACAACCAGUUAUUUGCUGUGGAGCAUCUAACCAACAUGGUGAAGAAGUACAACAAGGUAAAGAAUGCCUGGGAUGAAUUGGGAAGGCUUCCAGUCCGGGCUGAUUCUUCUAAUGGAUGGGGUUUGGCUUUCAAGGCUUGUGGGAAGCACCUUCUGGUCGUGGGUGGUCAGAGAGGUCCUGAAGGUGAAGCUGUUGUGCUGAAUUCCUGGUGCCCUGCAUCAGGGGUAAAAAAUGGCACCUUAGAUUGGCAGGUUCUUGCGGUGAAGGAGCAUGUUGGGGUGUUUGUGUACAAUUGUGCUGUUAUGGGUUGUUGAGAUGUUUGUAGAUUGACUCAACAGAAGGUGAUGGUAUCUACAAUCUGACUUAGCCUUCGAGGGCGCUUCCCUGUGCAUUUCGCUCUGGGACAGCUUUCUCUAGCGGAGAAUUUGGUUUCUUUCUUUUUAACAUGGCUUAUUUGGAUGUGUUUCUCCCUUUUUAUGAUGAUUAUCAUUUGUUUUUAAAAUUACUAAGUAGGCUUACACAGGUAUUUCUGUCAUGUCUCUCUCUCUCUCUCUCUCUCUCUCUCUCUCUCAUAAUAGCUACUAUGUAAACCAAUAAAUCAAGGGUUUUCAUUUAAUGA